This is a messenger RNA of Dreissena polymorpha, 3561 nucleotides long. RefSeq names its product corticotropin-releasing factor receptor 2-like. Gene Ontology annotation, biological process: cell surface receptor signaling pathway; adenylate cyclase-modulating G protein-coupled receptor signaling pathway. Gene Ontology annotation, molecular function: G protein-coupled peptide receptor activity. The record is from RefSeq and is a predicted model, not a curated record. The transcript has 14 exons. The coding region runs from base 1339 to 2841 and encodes 500 amino acids. NCBI's taxonomy places the organism in Eukaryota, Metazoa, Mollusca, Bivalvia, Myida, Dreissenidae. Gene Ontology annotation, cellular component: plasma membrane.
UUGAAUCUGUAUCGAUAUAAAUAGUAGCAAUGCUCUACUCGCAGCGGCCAAUAAUUAUCGCGUCAAAUGAUCUACAGCAUUGUUGCCUGGUGGUAUGGAUUUAACAAGCUGAAACAAUUUAUAGAUUUCGUUGAAUGAAUAUGAUUCGACAAUUGAACACCUUAAUUGAAUAGAAAUAUUGAAGAUUUAAGAACAAUUCGUGAAUGCGCAUUUAUGUUAUUGCAAUGCAGUUUAGUUGUGUAUGUGUGUAAGGAUGUUUUAAACGCAAACAAUAUUGUGAAAUUUGCUUUUAAAAUAUUACUAGAGGUGCAUUUGGUAACGCUUAAGAAUUAAAUAUAGUAAACUGUAUAAAUUGUAUUUAAGUAAAGAGGGAAUGUUGUGCUACGGAUUUAUUAAUGUGUCGAUAUAUUUAAAAUAGACAACGGAGUAAAUUCGUUGACAGAUAAAGUUAUUGUGACGCCGAAAAAAGUCUACUCCACGGAAGAGAACACCGGGCUUUAUACGACUGGAUUUGUGUGGACCGGAUGUGUGCGACCACUUUCACAAUUAUACCAGAGAUAUAUAUGGUUAAAAUGUAUCGAAGCCUGCGUUGAAACUAUCGGGAUAUCAAACAAUCUCAGGAGAUAUUCGUUACUUUACAACAUCCAUUUGAAGACUAGUUGAAGUAUGCAGAGCAAGCAAAAGACAAACUAAUUAACACACAUAUACGGUGCUUUCUAGCGUUUGAAAUCCUUAAAUUUCGGUUGUUUGUCAAUAAAAUCGUCUUCCAUUAUUCCUGUUCAUAUCACGGUAGUAAGGUAGAAACGAUUAACAUCGGGUGAAUAAUACCUUUAUACUUAAGAAAUAACAAAGUAAAAACGGGAUUAUAUUGGACUUGUUCUUCAUUCAUUGCACAUCAUUUUUUUUAGAAUAUAUGUGUGUAUAUUUGCGAUAGUCUUGCGUCUCUUAACUAUUACACACUAAUGACGACUGUUAAUGCAACAAGAACUGUCUAGUGAUUAGAACUAUCAGUGUUAAUUUAUAAAAUUAUCAAAGCUGCAUGAGAUAAAGGAUUCUUGUUUAAUUAUUUAAGAUAACUACGUGAAAAUGUGCGCAUCAAAUUGAUAAAUUCCAAGGUGACGAUGAACUCUUACGAGACCCGUUUUAUGCGAAACGUAGUAGAUGAAAAUGUAAGCUUAUUUUAACGGUACAGUGGUUAUGCUGGUUUCUAAUUGUCUACAGUGCGAUCCAGAAAUCGACAUAGUAUGAACAACAGCUAUCGUGUGUAUAAAUCGAAAGUGUGAUACAUAUUCGAAAAAUGUGUGCCUUAAACAGAUAAAAAUCACAGGACAAAAAAUAAUGGCUACAGUGACGUACAGUUCUGUGUUCAGUGUGGCAGAUAUGGAUUCAAACGUCAACACAUCGAUUGCUGACGUCGACGUUGAGAACGUCACGGUCACGUCUACGCUUAGUGCGUGUCCGGGCAUGGAAAACACGACGACACCAGGGUACUGUCCAGCGAUGGGCGACAGUUUUAUCUGCUGGCCAGAGACGGCGGUGAACACAACGGCUGCUGUAAAGCACUACUGUCCCAUUAAGCACACCAUAGAAAUAGCAUAUCGAUAUUGCCCUGAAAAUGGAAAUUGGUCGACAGAGAAAUCAAACUAUAACAACUGUUUGACCGGAAAUCCGGAACAGGAAGGAAUAUACCUAGACCAGACCGUUGCCGCUUGGAUACGAGACAUUAUCUUCAUUUUGAGCUCCAUAUCCCUUGUACUUCUGGUUAUUACAUUAUUUAUCUUCAUGUACUUCAGAUCCCUCCACUGCAACCGUAUAACCAUCCACAAGCACCUUGUAGUCUCGUUCAUUUUGCGGUUCAUCCACAUAAUCAUCUCCACAGAGCCAUACGUGACAAAUAAUCCCAAUUCAUACAGGAAUUUUGACUGGCUGUGUAAGACGAUGACAGUGCUAGGCCAGUAUUUAAGUCUUGCCAGCAUGUUUUGGAUGUUUGUUGAGGGUUUCUAUCUACACCACAGCCUUGUUAUGGGCGUUUUUAGCACGAAAGCGCCUUUCAAAUUGUUCUACUAUAUUGGAUGGGGGUUACCAUCUCAUUUUGUCCUUGGUUGGAGUCUGAUGUUAUACUUUAAACUACAUGCUGAUUGUUGGAGAGGGUACUCGCAGGAGCCUAGCUUUUACAUUAUAUCUGUGCCAUUCAUGAUUCUUGUAGGGGUUAACCUCAUAUUCCUUGUCAACAUUAUCCGAGUUUUGGUAUCAAAGCUUCGCGCAAACAAUAAAGUAGAAUCAGCAAAACUUCGAAAAGCGAUCAAAGCCACUGUCAUCCUGAUGCCGCUUCUUGGACUUACAAACCUGUUGUUCUUCGUCAACCCAGGCAAAGGUGAUCUGGAAGUAGCUUACCGUAUAACCAACGCAGUACUGUCAUCCUCACAGGGUAUCUUUGUAUCGGUGUUCUACUGUUUUAUGAACGGCGAGGUACGUCGCGUGAUCAAACAGAAGUGGUAUCGUUUCAAACUGCAACACGGUUUAGGAGUAUCGAAUCGGCGACGAAACUCAAGGACAACAUCGUUUUUCUUAGCGUCUACGACAGAGGAUGACGAUGAACCGAACGACCACAGCGCUGCUGCGGAACAAUUGCGUCUGGUCCGAGCAAAUAUCGAACUGAAGAACGAGCUCACAAACAAUCAGGCGGCAAAAGAACAGGAGGCGCUUUCAAAUGGAACGACAGGAUAUGUACAUACCGCGGACGUAUUUGUGAAAAAGAACAAUAAUAACGGCGAUGUGCAUUUUAUGCGUUUGCCUCCUUCUGACUACUACACUCUCACUGAAAGAGAAACUGUUUUAUGAUACAACCCAGUACGUUUUAUUAACCCAUUUAUGCCUAGCGUCUAGAAAAAUGCCUUGGCAAACAGCGUAGACCCAGUUGAGACGCCGCAUGAUGGUCUGGGUCCGGGUCUGCGUUGUUUGCUUACAGGAAUUUCUGUAAGAAAUAUACUAAAUAUAGAAAUAAUUAUACUAGACAUCCCUAAUUUUGGAAAUAAAUUGAUCUAAUUUAGAAGGAUGGUAGAGUCCACUAGGCAUAAAUGGGUUACAUAAGACCCUUGAUCAUUUUGAUUUAUCAGAGUACACUAUCUUAUAAUGAUCUGACUGUGAUUAAUAUUACCGCCCAUGGGGCGUUAAUGUAUUUCAAAACAAAUAUUAGGUAUUAAUAACGUUAUAUUUUGUGAAUUUCGUCGAUCAUUUAAUGUUUCUACAAACAACCAUGCGUUUAAAUUUGCACAUAAGGUAUAUUUGUUGUUUAUCGUGUAAUUAUGAUUAGUAUAGCAGAACGUGUGUUUUUUUUUUUGAUAUGGUAAGGUACGUUUUACCCUUUAUAAUGAACCGCCGAUCUGUCGGCAAACUGCUCACAUAUUGUAUUGUUUUUCUAUUUGUAUGGCAUUUUCUGUUUCAUCGUCACAAAUGUUUUCAAACGUUUUUGCAAGUAUUUAGUAUGUAAUGUCUACAUAGUUUUGAAUAUAAUUCCAUUAUGAAAACAUCAAUCAAAUUAUUGUUGUUUUGUUUAUUGUC